CAGCUAUGUAAUGUUUUUCGAUCCCAUGAAAUGGAAAUUGACCAGUGCUUGCUGGAGUCCCUACCAUUAGGCCAGCGACAGAGGCUGGUAAAGCGGAUGCGCUGUGAUCAAAUAAAAGCUUACUAUGAACGAGAGAAAGCCUUUCAGAAGCAGGAAGGAUUUGUGAAGAAGCUGAAACAUGGAAAGAAUCACAAAGUUCAUUUCAACCUUGCUGACAUGAUACAGGAUGCAAUCAUCCACCACAAUGAUAAAGAAGUACUUCGCCUACUGAAGGAUGGUACUGACCCUCAUACAACUCUUUCCUCAGGAGGAUCUUUACUCCACCUGUGUGCCCGCUAUGACAAUGCCUUCACUGCAGAAAUACUAAUUGAACAAGGAGUGAAUGUAAAUCAUCAGGAUGAAGACUUUUGGACACCAAUGCACAUUGCCUGUGCAUGUGAUCACCCUGACAUUGUUCUAUUACUGCUUCUAGCUGGAGCCAAUGUCCUGUUGCAGGAUGUCAAUGGGAGUAUACCCCUAGAUUAUGCUGUGGAAGGGACAGAAUCAAGCUGUAUCCUUUUGACCUAUCUAGAUGAAAAUGGGGUGGAUCUGACCUCACUUCGCCAGAUUAAACUUCAGAGACCAAUGAGUAUGUUGAAUGAUAUAAAACAGCUUUUAUCAUCAGGAGGAAAUGUAAAUGAGAAAAAUGAUGAUGGUGUUACACUUACAAACCUUGUCAAACUUCUUUUGAUGUAUCAGGCCAACCCAAAUCUUCUUAACUGCAAUGAAGAAAAACCUUCAGAUAUUGCAGCGUCUGAAUUUAUUGAAGAGAUGUUACUAAAAGCAGAAACCAUCUGGGAGGAGAAAAUGAAAGAGCCCUUAUCUGUUUCUUCCUUAUCUCAAGAGGAGCCAUAUGAAGAGAUCAUCCAUGAUCUACCAGCACUUUCCAAUAAACUCAGUCCACUGGUGUUACCAAUUGCCAAGCAAGACAGUUUGCUAGAAAAAGACAUCAUGUUCAAAGAUGCUGCAAAAGGCUUAAAUAAACAACAAUCUCAAGACAACACCCCUGAAAACAAUACAGCAAAUGUUCCUACCAAACUUGAACAGGUCAAGCUAAUGCCACCAGCUCCCAAUGAUGACCUAGCAACAUUGAGUGAACUAAAUGAUGGCAGUCUUCUUUAUGAAAUCCAGAAGCGCUUUGGCAACAAUCAGAUAUAUACAUAUAUUGGGGACAUACUUCUGCUUGUUAAUCCAUUCAAAGAGCUUCCAAUUUAUUCCAAUAUGGUCAUGCAGCUUUACCUGAGCAGUACUGGAAGACUAUGUUCCUCUUUGCCCCCACAUAUUUUUUCCUGUGCUGAGAGAGCUUAUCACAUGCUUUUCCAAGAGCAGAGACCUCAAUGCUUCAUCCUCAGUGGUGAAAGUGGUUCUGGGAAGUCUGAAGCCAGCAAGCAAAUAGUGAGGCAUCUCACAUGCCGAUCCACCUCUAGCAAGUGUUUAUUUGACUGCAAAAUAAAAAAUGUCAACUGUAUUUUAGAAGCCUUUGGACAUGCUAAGACAACGCUUAAUGACUUGUCCAGUUGUUUUAUAAAAUAUUUUGAACUACAGUUCUGUGAGAAGCAAAAAUUUUUAACAGGAGGCAGGAUUUAUACUUACAUGCUAGAGAAGACCCGGCUUGUUUCUCAACCUCUCAGCCAAAGCAAUUUUCUUAUUUUCUACUUGUUGAUGGAUGGGCUGACUGCUGAAGAAAAAUAUAGUCUGCACCUUAACAACUUAUCUUCACACAGGUAUCUGAACCGGUCCAUACUGGAAGACAUAACCAUAGCAGCAAACACUGUUAACAGAGAGAAACUGGCUGCUCUGAAACAAGCUUUAACUGCUAUUGGAUUUAGCAAUUUGGAGGUGGAGAAUCUGUUUGUGAUUAUAGCAGCAGUUUUACAUAUUGGAGACAUUCGGUUUACUGCUUUGACAGACGCUGACACAGCAUUCGUGUCUGACCUCCAGCUGCUGGAACAAGUGGCUGCCAUGCUCCAGGUGUCACCAGAUGAAUUAGUGUCUGCCUUAACAACUGAUAUUCAAUAUUUCAAAGGGGAAACAAUAACAAGACGGCAUUCUCUAGAAACUGCUGAAUUUUAUCGUGACCUCUUGGCCAAGUCAAUAUAUAGCCGCCUGUUUAGCUUUUUAGUGAACACAAUGAACUGCUACCUCCACAGUCAAGAUGAACACAACAGGGUUUCCCAUAUAGAUGAUGAUGUUGAUGUAAAAAUUGCCAGAGCUAGCUCAGUAUUUGGAAGGAUCCAAAAGAUAAGUGUGGGAGAAAAGAAGUAUUACACUGCAUACCAAAAUGAAGGUCUACAGAAGCAUUGUGCUGACUUCAUUAUUCUCUGUGUCAACAUGACCAAUGAGAAGAUACACCAGUAUAUCAAUGAAGUACUUUUUCUACAAGAGCAAACAGAAUGUGUACAAGAGGGAGUUACCAUGGAAACAACAUAUUCUCCUAGUAACCAGACAGCAGCUUUGGAUUUUUUUUUCCAGAAGCCAUCUGGAUUUCUAUCUUUAUUGGAUGAAGAGAGUCAAAUGCUUGGGUCACUGGAAUCUAACCUUCCCAAACGGCUACAAACUCUCUUGGAAUCUUCCAACUCCAAUGCAGUUUAUUCUGCCAUUAAGGAUGGGAAUGGAAAUGUGGCACUCAAAGAUCAUUGUACCACCUUUACUAUUAUGCACUAUGCAGGACGGGUAACUUAUGAAGCCGUUGGAGCAAUUGAAAAAAAUAAAGACUCCCUUUCACAAAGUCUCCUAUUUGUAAUGAAAACAAGUGAAAACAUAGUGAUCAAUCAAUUGUUCCAGUCCAAACUGACACAAACAGGGUCCCUUGUAUCUCCCUAUCCUUCCUUCAAAGUUCGAUGGUCCAGAUCUAUCAUGCUGAGUAAAAAAACUCCAGCUGCCUCAGUUACCAGUGAAACUAAGAAAUACCUAGAACUCAGCAAGCUGUUUAAAAAGAAAGGAACUUCUACAUUUCUGCAGAGACUUGAAAGAGGAGGUCCAGUCACAGUGGCAUCACAACUCAGGAAAUCCCUCACAGAUAUCAUUGGGAAACUUCAGAAGGGCACACCACAUUUUAUUCAUUGCAUCAAGCCCAAUAACUCUAAGCUGCCAGAUACCUUCGAUAAUUUUUAUGUGUCUGCCCAGCUACAAUAUAUUGGGGUCUUAGAGAUGGUGAAGAUCAUUCGUUAUGGAUACCCAGUCCGCCUCUCCUUCAAUGAUUUCUUGUCAAGGUAUAAGGCCUUGGCUGAUACAUUGCCAGGAGAGAAGAAGAAGCUGUCGGCUGAGGAGAAAUGUCAGCUUGUGCUUCAGCAGUGUAAAUUACAAGGCUGGCAGACAGGAGUCCGAAAAGUGUUUCUAAAAUACUGGCAAGCUGACCAACUCAAUGAUUUGUGCCUUCAACUCCAGAGGAAAAUUAUAACCUGUCAAAAAGUUAUAAGAGGCUUUCUUGCACGCCAGCACUUGCUGCAGAAGAUGAGCAUCAGACAGCAAGAGGUCACUUCAGUCAAGAGUUUCCUCCAGAACACAGAAGACAUGGGCCUGAAAACGUACGACGCUCUGGUCAUACAGAAUGCGUCAGACAUCGCUCGAGAAAACGAUCGGGUCCGCAAUGAGAUGAACACAGCUUACCAUAGAGAAAAGGUAGAGGGCAGGAACAAGCAAGAAGAAGGCAUCAAAAGAGCUCCAGACAAGGGUGGAAAGGUCUCUGAAGACAACUUUCCAGUCAGUCGGGCACCCAAGCAUUUUCAUUCGAGCUCAGUUCCAGUCCCCAUGGCAGUAGAUGGCUUGGUACAGUCUCUGGCUGGAUCAUCCAUCAGAUCUCCCUCCCUGCACUCUGUGUUCAGCAUGGAUGACAGCAGUGGCCUGCCAUCACCACGGAAACAGCCCCCUCCCAAACCAAAGAGAGACCCCAACACACGACUGAGUGCUUCCUAUGAGGCUGUUAGUGCCUGCUUGUCAGCAGCUGCUAAGGAAACAGCUAAUGAAGGGUUGACCCGACCUAGGCCACACAGUGAUGACUACAGCACCAUGAAAAAGAUUCCUCCCCGAAAGCCCAAGAGAAGCCCAAACACCAAACUUAGCGGUUCGUAUGAGGAGAUAUCAGCGCAAAAGCCUGGAGAAGCAAAACACUUAUGUGCUAGAGCUUCUUCUGCAGAUGGGCCCCAUCAGGGAAUCCUCAAUUUGUAUAUGUCCCAAGAGGAAGAGGAAGAGACUGAGCCAGUAUACAUCGAAAUGGUCGGGAAUGUCAUAAAGAAUAGUUCCAUGGAGACAGACAGCCCAGAUCAAGGAGAGUCUGUUUAUGAAGAAAUGAAAUACUUUUUGCCAGAGGAAAGCAGCCACAGUGGUUUGGGAAUGGUUCCCCUCGUGACUGGAUCCCCACCACUGUUUUUUGACUGUCGAAAACCUCUAGCUGGUGAAGAUGGGGACAUGAGCAGCCACACCGUAGGGACCUUCAGAGAUACUUGUGACAUUCCACCACCUUUUCCAAAUCUGCUUCCUCAUAGACCUCCCCUUUUGGUGUUUCCUCCAACCCCAGUGACAUGCUCUCCAGCCUCUGAUGAGUCACCCUUAACACCCCUGGAGGUCAAAAAGCUUCCUGUCCUAGAAACCAAUCUGAAAUAUCCUGUGCAAUCAGAUGGAUCCAGUCCCUUGUCUCCACAGUACUCCAAAAAUCAGAAAGGUGACAGUGACAGACCGUCAUCCCCUGGUCUAACAAUAUUUAAUGUGUCCAGCAAAGUUUCUCCACCUUCCACCCCACCUCCUCCCCCUCUCCCACCUCCUCCAGUGCCUCCCCCAGCUGCUUUUAGACCUUCCACACAUUUUACCUUCCCUCCAGAAACUCAUGCUCCAUUUCUGGCUAGUACUGGGAAAGCAGUAACAAAUUCCGAGUUGUCCAAAGUACCUCAGAAACCAAAUUCUACUCACGGUGCAGUUACUACCAGCUCAUUUUCUCAGCUGCCCUAUUCCCCUGGGAAAGUGGCAAAAGUUGAGCACAGGAAACCCAAUUCCAGUUCAUCCUCUCCUCUACCAUACAGCCCUCCGAACUCAAGACCGCUCACUAGUCCUCUUGAUGAGUUAACCAGUCUGUUUAACUCAGGACGGAGUGUGCUUCGGAAGUCUGCAGCGGGAAGGAAAAUAAGGGAACCCGAAGGUGUACCAGAAGAAGAGGGCUACUCGAAAUUGUCAGUGAGUGGUACAGCAAGCUCAUCAAUCCAGAGACAUAGGGAGAGCCACACCAGUCAGGUAAUCCAUCAGCUAAGGCUUUCAGAAAAUGAAAGUUUGGCCCUUCAAGAACUCCUGGACUGGAGGCGGAAACUUUGUGAGGAAAGAGAUUGGCAACAAAACCAGCACCAUCCAGAACCUCGGGUCAGCGGACCUCCUCCACCUCCUUGUAAAAAGCCAGCUCUAUUGAAGAAGGCAGAAGAGGCUUCUUGCAAUAGAUUACCUUCAGAAUUGUGGGACACCACGAUUUGAUAUGGACCUGCUUGCAGACUCUAGAAAUCAAAACCACCUAGUGACUGGAAACUGUAGCAGCAAAAAGAAUCUUGCUGCCCUGCCUAAAAUGUGCUAGAUUCUCUCUCCAGGCAUUUACCCUCAAAAGCACAGGAAACUGGAGUUCAAUACACUAGAUUCAAUAUGUAUGUGUGUGUGUUUGGUCUUUCUUUUCUUUUCUUUUCUUUUUGUGGUGAUUAGCACUGAUCUUUCCAACUGUGUGCUUUGGAGGCCCCUGGAAUAACAGAACACUCUCUCUAGAAACCAGGAACCUGCCGACAGUAGUGGGGCUGGGGGGGAAAGAUGAGUCCUGGAUUGGAGAGGGAACAGAAUGGUAGAGUUGUGGGUCAAAUGAUAGGUGGGAUUGAUGUGCACACUGUACAGCUGUUUUAUAGAGUUCAACACUAUGUUUAUUGUACCUUGAAUGGUUUUAAUAUGAUGCAUAUAUAUAGUACAUAUAUUAUAUUUCUUUGUAGAUGUCUGUGUUUUAUUGGAGUU
This is a messenger RNA of Gracilinanus agilis (Agile Gracile Mouse Opossum), 6009 nucleotides long. RefSeq names its product myosin XVI (gene MYO16). Gene Ontology annotation, biological process: neuron projection morphogenesis; phosphatidylinositol 3-kinase/protein kinase B signal transduction; negative regulation of G1/S transition of mitotic cell cycle. The record is from RefSeq and is a predicted model, not a curated record. The coding region runs from base 31 to 5493 and encodes 1820 amino acids. The transcript has 33 exons. Gene Ontology annotation, cellular component: myosin complex; nucleoplasm; perinuclear region of cytoplasm. Gene Ontology annotation, molecular function: protein phosphatase binding; actin filament binding; cytoskeletal motor activity. NCBI's taxonomy places the organism in Eukaryota, Metazoa, Chordata, Mammalia, Didelphimorphia, Didelphidae.